AUGGAGUCGAGUCCUUUUCUUUCCCAGCAAAAUGUCAAAACGGGUCUGUGGUGGGAUUUCAACUCAAACCAGUGGAAGCUGCUCUUGGAAGAACAUUGGGCUUCCAUUUUAACGACGACUCUAGGCGUUGUUCUCGCUAUCUCGGGCCCGUAUCUUUUCAAGAUAGGCUUAUUUCUCAUAAUAAAUGCAGCACGAUUCAUAGACUGGGCAAGUCAAGUACGAAGGCGCACGAAACAGGAUCCUGAAAGUCAAAGCCUGUUGCGCCAUAAGCAACAGCCAUCAGCCAGAGAUUUCCUGGAACAGACAAAGGAUGUCGGCGGCGUUCGCGAAUUCUUUCAGCCUCUACGGAAGGCAAGCCGCCAAACGAGCGGAUACCACUUCGUGCCUCUCAUCCUCGUCUAUAUAAUCUUGGUGGCACUGUGGAUCGGUCGUGUCAUUGGAGGUGUCUUCGCCGCAAAAGUGAUGACGGAUGGAGUUGCUUUGUGGUACUCUCCGCGCUGUGGUGUCUGGGAAUUUGACAGUGACAACUCAGGGGACGGCGCUGCUUCGCGGCACGACGUUUUCGAUCGUGGGAAAGAGUCUCGGGCAGGAGAUUACGCCAAGAGCUGCUACAGCCCACCGCACGCGUUUCAGUCCAUGUUCUGCAACUUUUUCUAUCAGCCCAACAUCAGCUUCAGUACGUCAUCGUGGACUUAUGAGUGUCCGUUCAAAGACCGGAAUCUCUGCAUGAAAGGCACGCAAGCUGUUACAUUCGACACAGGUCUCGUAGACGCAAGUCUGCUCGGCAUCAACGCUCCACCUGAGGAGACUUACAAGUUUCGCCGAUCCUCAACAUGCACACCCCUGAGCAUUGGCUCUCCUUACGUGCGCAGCAAAGAUGUGAAUGGCUCCACGGUCUUCGAUUAUUACUAUGGUCAAAUCCAUGACGGCGAAAACGUCAAGGAGUCGACCUUCUCUAGUACCGGGAAUCCCUUCAACAUUCGAUUGCCAGCUUACAAUGUCGAGGCCUAUACAUGGGAUCCAGCCAAGUCGCCAACUUCAAAUUACUGGACGCCACUGGAAGGCCUGCGCUCCAACACAAUGGAAGGAUAUUCUUUGACGAUUAUGUUCAUUUCGUCACUGCGAAUAUUAUUUGUCAAACCCAGCACGGAUCCGAUUUUCCCAACGGACAACGACAUCGAUAUCGAUGGCAGUCUCUGGUACUAUAAGUCGGACCCGAGGUACCGAGUGUUGGUCUGCAGUGAUAGUUAUGAAUUCCGGUCCCCUGAUGGGCAGAAGCGCUGGUCGAGGGACAACCGUAUAUCUGGCCUCCCACCUGCAUACUGGCUCAUGGAUCUCGCGCUUAAUGCCUCGAACACGUACGAUUCCAUAGCCAAGCGAUUGGGAUCGGCUCUUAUUGCACAAGAGAAGGUCUCGCAGUUUACAUCGGCCGCAUUACCCGAAAAUCAUUGGGUUGAUGAGGCAAAGUUGCUAUUUGAAACAUCCCUGGCACGUAUACAGUUCGACGCCUGGAGCAUCGCCAGCGGAGAGGAUGCGUUGCAUGUAGGCGCUGAUGGGUACAUUGAGAAGACGCCAAGAGAAGCGGGAAACCUAUGCGGUCUGUUCAAAUUUCGAAGCUACAGCCACCGCAAUGUCGACUUUUUGGCAUUUUUCUUAACGAUUUUGCUCGUUCCGGUCCCAUCCUGGAUGCUAAGCUGGCCUAAGACGUUCAGGUGGUCUUGGGCAUCCUCGAGCUCUGAACAACGCGAAGACCAAGCCGGUUAUGGAACUUCAGAUGGUGCCCCUAUUCCAGAAGCACCCCAUCAGGGUUCCGGGAACCUAACUGCUCCCGGUCAUCGACACGCACAUUUGGCUAUUAAUCAGAAUGCUACAGAGACUUUGUCGACAGGGCCUAGAGACGAACAGAUCGAUGAAUCUCCUAGUGAGCCUCCCGGUGAGCCUGACGAAGACCUCAGAAGCAGCGGCGCAAGUAGCGCUAGCGAUCUCGUAGCUAUCCCUGGAGCGGCGCCGGAGGCAAGAUCUGAUGAUGGGAUCGGGUCAGAUGGGAAUCAAGAAUCGGAUAAAGGAAAAACAGAAGAAUAUGAAAACAUCAUCUUGUUUUGGUUGAUCUGGGAAGGAUUGUCUAUCUUGUGCUGGUUGACUCCGAGGUUGAUGUCUAUUCUAGCUACAUUGCUAAGCUGGAUGAGCUGGCACAUCAUAAGGGCUUGGGGCUGGGCUCGGUCAAAAUUUCCUGGCUAG
Messenger RNA from Cryphonectria parasitica EP155, 2238 nucleotides. RefSeq lists its product as uncharacterized. The record is from RefSeq and is a predicted model, not a curated record. The coding region runs from base 1 to 2238 and encodes 745 amino acids. Lineage: Eukaryota; Fungi; Ascomycota; Sordariomycetes; Diaporthales; Cryphonectriaceae. The transcript is spliced from 5 exons.